AUGGAAUUAUAUUCACCAGAAGGACUUAGAAUAGAUGGAAGAAGAUGGAAUGAAUUACGUAGAUUUGAAUGUCGUAUCAAUACCCAUCCAAACUCAUCGGAUGGUUCCUCAUACGUUGAACAAGGUAAUACCAAAGUGAUGUGUACAGUACAAGGACCAAUAGAACCAACAUUAAGAUCUCAACAACAUUCUGAACGAGCAAAUAUAGAAGUGAAUUUAAAUAUUGCAAGUUUUUCAACUUUUGAAAGGAAAAAACGAAGUAGAAAUGAAAGAAGAUUAGUUGAACUUAAAACUACUUUAGAAAAAACAUUUGAAGAAAGUGUGAUGAUAAAUUUAUAUCCAAGAACAAAUAUUGUUAUAAAUGUUCAAGUAUUAUGUCAAGAUGGAGGAAUGUUGGCUACAAUUAUUAAUUCUAUCACAUUAGCACUCAUUGACGCUGGUAUAUCAAUGUAUGAUUACGUGAGUGGAGUAUCUUGUGGAUUAUAUGAUCAAACUCCUUUAUUGGAUGUAAAUAAUUUAGAAGAACAUGACAUGAGCUGUUUAACAAUUGGUGUUAUUGGUAAAAGUGAGAAAUUAGCAUUAUUAUUGUUAGAAGAUAAAAUGCCAUUAGAUAGAUUAGAAUCAGUAUUAUCAAUUGGUAUUGCUGGAAGUCAUAAAAUAAGAGAAUUAAUGGACCAAGAAGUGAGAAAACAUGGGAUUAUUAGGGCUUCUAAAAUGCAAUAA
Messenger RNA from Candida dubliniensis CD36, 723 nucleotides. Its product is annotated as exosome non-catalytic core subunit. The transcript has a single exon. Gene Ontology annotation, cellular component: cytoplasmic exosome (RNase complex); nuclear exosome (RNase complex); nucleolus. The record is from RefSeq and is a predicted model, not a curated record. The coding region runs from base 1 to 723 and encodes 240 amino acids. Gene Ontology annotation, biological process: poly(A)-dependent snoRNA 3'-end processing; nuclear mRNA surveillance; U4 snRNA 3'-end processing. Lineage: Eukaryota; Fungi; Ascomycota; Pichiomycetes; Serinales; Debaryomycetaceae.